This is a messenger RNA of Penicillium diatomitis, 357 nucleotides long. RefSeq lists its product as uncharacterized. The record is from RefSeq and is a predicted model, not a curated record. The transcript is spliced from 2 exons. Bases 1 to 357 code for a protein of 118 amino acids. Gene Ontology annotation, biological process: spliceosomal complex assembly; regulation of mRNA processing. NCBI's taxonomy places the organism in Eukaryota, Fungi, Ascomycota, Eurotiomycetes, Eurotiales, Aspergillaceae.
AUGAAUAAUUCACAGACCUGGGAUCUUUUUCACAAAGGGCAUCUAUUCUACGCCAGAGACUCGAGGAAGAAGAACUCAGAUUCUCAUCACAUCGCUGAAAUGAUUGCACUUCUUGGUCCGCCACCAAAGGAGAUGAUCCAGAGCAGUGAAUAUGCUGCAGAAUUUUUUGACGGUGAAGGCAAUUGGAAGGGAGUAGUUCCGAUUCCUUCAUUAACUUUGGAGCAGCUCGAAGGGAAUUUGCAUGGGGCGCAACAGAAGCUUUUCCUUGAAUUCAUGCGCAAGAUGCUUCAAUGGCGACCAGAAGAGAGAGCCUCAGCAAAGGAUUUAUUGUCGGACCCCUGGUUAAAAUCGCCGUAA